Molecule: messenger RNA, 1749 nt
Organism: Rotaria socialis
Lineage: Eukaryota; Metazoa; Rotifera; Eurotatoria; Philodinida; Philodinidae
Source: the annotation of a GenBank genome assembly
AUGGCUUCAUCAUCGUCGUCACCUUCAUUUUUUUCAAACAGAAAUGAAGAUUUAAAACCAGAAAAUAUCGAACCAUCUGUUCGUGAUAGGAAUCAGGAAAUGGUAACUAUGGAGAGUUGUACAAAUAUGACUCAGCAAACGAAACAAUUAUGCGAUGAUGAUGAUGAUGAUAAGACAUCUGUAUCCGUCGAGGAAGAAACAAAGGUUAUUGUCAGACAAGGACAGUCUGCUGUGGAGCAAAUCAGGAUUCUGAGUCAAGAAGCAACUAUAUUAGACUCGAAUGCAUCAAGGCAAGAUUCUAUCCGUACUCAUAACGGCGGUAUCUCAGAAAUAGAUAUACCAAUAAACAAUAGUGGCCCUACACCUCCUACUGUACCAACAACAGAUAUUUCACAAUCUCCAAUAAGUGUCGCCAAUACACAAAAUAGUCAACAAGAAUCCCGGCGAGAAAAACACAUUAUGAUAAGCUAUAAUCAAGCGACAUCACUAGCCGUUUGUCAGAAAAUCUAUGACUACCUGAAGGCAAGAAAUUACAAUGUAUGGUUCGACCAAGUUGAUCUACAUGGUAGUAUAAUUAAUGGAAUGGGUGAAGCAGUCGAUAAUUCUUAUGUUAUUCUUUUAUGCAUCAAUACAGGUUACGAAAAAAGCGCUUUCUGUAGUAUGGAGGCUAAAUAUGCGAUCGAAAAGCGAAUUCCUGUAAUUCCAUGCAUGAUGGAAGAGAACUUUCGUCCGAAAGGUGGUCUAGGUAUCAUUAAAAGCGACCUAAAACACAUCGAAUUUUUCUACGAAGAUAAAUUUGAUGAAUCCAUGGAGAAAUUAAUUAGUGAAAUCAAGUUUUUUGCAAGACCAUUAGAAGAUACUCGAACCACAGAAGCAAAUAUGGGUCAAUUGAGUUCAGAAACAACAACAACAGCAACAACAAUGACUUCACCAUCUACCAAUCACACAAACUUCUGUGCGCGUUUUAAUACCAUCAUUUGUGAACAUAUUUUAUCGGUUCAAAAUCGAUAUCUUCACCGGGAAAACCUUAAUGAAAAUGAAUUUGGAAAAGUUUUACAUACGCUUAUUCAAGAAUUUUCUCCUGAAAGUCUGCAAUCGUUUGAAACCAUUGAACCGAUUGUUAAUGAGAAUAGACAUCAACAAGAAAUAGACAAUGACCGCCUCCUACAACACUUUCUUCAACGCAACGAGCAAUUUGCAGAAUCUAUUCGAAUGCAACAACACUACAAUGAUCACAUUCAGCAACAUCGUUACGGUCUAGACGAACGAUUGGCGGCAUUUCUCCGUUUUCAAGAAAAGCAAGAACAAGAGAAUACUCGCUUUUCUCAGAUUCAUGUCAAUCACAAUGAUCGAUUGAUAUCCAUCGUGGAUGUUCAACAACGAAACUAUGCAUCUAUUCAACAACAAUAUGCAAAUCAAAAUGAACUAUUAGCACACAUAAGUCGUAAACAACAAGAACAAGAACGAAACAACCGAAUUUCAGAGCAACUUCUACAACAUGUUGAACAGUAUACACAACUUUUUGUCAAUCAACAACAGCAAAGUGCUCGAGAUACUGCAGCUUUGUAUCAACUAAUCAAUCGAUCAUUGGAGAGAAAUGAAUCCUUAGAGAGUAUAAUUAAUCAUCGUUUGACACCUCAUGCUCAACAAGAACCUGCAGAAGGCCGUUUCAAUUUUGAUACGCUCAACAAACUGAUUCAGACAAUCAUACUCUUGUGGAUACUAAUUAUACUUUUGAAAAAUACAUAA